AUGCGCCGCACUCCACAACGCCCACGCUCGGGCGACACUCCUGUCGCAACCCCUCGUCCCAUCGAACCACCCACCAAGAAGAUCUUCAACUGCAUCGCCGACGACUCUGCUUUGCUCGCAGGCGCAAAGAAGAGCACUCGCGACGGCAUUCGCAAGUGGAUCGCCAAUGGCCAAAUCAGGCUCUUUGUGCCCCUCUACAGUACGUCGCCAUGCAGACAAAUCAGACACGACUACGACUGA
Molecule: messenger RNA, 240 nt
Organism: Aureobasidium uvarum
Lineage: Eukaryota; Fungi; Ascomycota; Dothideomycetes; Dothideales; Saccotheciaceae
Source: the annotation of a GenBank genome assembly